AGGGGUGUACACACAUGAUCCGUUGAUAGAGGUAGCUAGUUCUCUUGUGUAAAUCAGUUGUGCGCUGACUUCUAUUUUAUAUUUUGGGGGUGUGGGGGAAGAAUGAAAGAGGUCUUCCACCAAAACGGACGAAAUCAUGAACGGCGCCGUAUACAUUUCGUUUUUUCAAGGUCAGCUGGAAUCUGCACUAGAGCAAGUAGUGCAACUCGCAGUCCAGGAAAUAACCAAGACUGUUGGGUCAAGCUUGAGUUCUGUGUUAAUGAAAACGGCCGUCAAAGAACAAGAAAACCAACGACUUAAGUUAAAGCUUCAAUCACUGAAGUUUGAAUGUAAUGGGGUAGAAAAUGGAGCCGCGUUCAACGGUGGCAUGGAAGACAACGCGGCCACGGAUCGAACAAAGCCCGAGACACACACCCCCAGCCACGGCACAGAGCGCGGCGUGCACGCAAACACUCAAAGACUGGAUCAAAAAGGACGAGUAGUGGGUCAGCUAAAGAUGGUCAUGGAGCAUGUGCUGGAGUUUGCUGUGUGUGAGCUGACCAAAAUCGUGGAGGCCAGUUUCGACGACCUGCUCCUGGAGAUGACCAAGAAAGAGCGGGAGCACAGCGCUCUGGAGGAGCAGUUACGCCGUGUGGCUCACCAGGAGAACGGGAAGGGUGGAGUGUCGAGGAGGUGUGGGUCGGAAAGCAACACAGCAUUUCCCAGCGGCUCAGAGGACACUAGGCAGGAAUCCAGAAACGUCACAGUCAAAAUUGUCCGGGGACCAAGGGAGCAAACGGAGACAACAAAUGACAGUGACAAGCAGGCUGUCCUGACCGUAGCCCAGGACUGGGUCCCCAUCCUGGACAAGGUGUUUGGGCAGAAGUGGUGCAGCGACCUGUGGCAAAUCAAAGAGCUGGCUUCAGGGAAGGGGAGUGAGGAGAGGACUGGGGGAUCUGGGCUGGGGAUUGUGGGCUCCUUCCCCAGUCUGAACGCCCUGAUCCGUGAGAACCUGGAGCCCACCCCCACCAUCCCCCUGCAAGACCCCCAGUGGAUGCCUCUGGAGGACAUGGAGGUCCUCUCCUCGACCUUGGACACUCCGCAGGACCCUCCUGCUUCCAUAAGCACCACAGCCACAGUUGAGGAGUCCCUCAGGUCUCCGUCGAUGCUUCACCGGCUCCUCACACUCCCCGCUCAGCUCCUAGAGGAAGACGAGAACACCAUGGAAACCAUCCCCCUGCUCUCCGACGCGUCACCUGGCAGAGCAGCUGUGCGCCGGCAAAACACAGAAUCGCCUAACCAGAGCUGCCCAUCUCCUCCCAAGAAAAAGUUUGCGGUUUCACAGGAGGAGGAGGAAGAUGAAGAGGACGAAGAGAAGGAAGACAAAGGGACAAUGACGCUGGACUCAAAUGUGAAGACCGUGCCACUCAAAGGCAGGAAGGGUUACGAGUGUAAAGAAUGCGGCAAGAAGUUCAGCCGAGCGCCGCUCCUGAAAGCUCACCAGCAGACUCAUAUCAGCACAGCACUGGCGACGACGACAGCAAUCUGCUGUUCCGAGUGCGGGAAACACUUCUCCCGGGCAUCCCGGCUACAGGCGCACCUACGAACACACACUGGGAAAAAGUCUUGAGCAGAUAGAAAAGGGAAUUGGAAGAUUAAAGCAAAAAAAAAAAAGAGAAUUUGGAAUCAAAGUCGAUCUUCAGUCCAUAUCUCUCAUAUAGCCAUAUCAGUAGCAGGAGGGUCAUCGGUACUCGAGUUCAUACAUUUGAGUUCACUUUUAAGUACCGUAAGUCAGGAUUCGGGGGCAUUUUUCCAGGUACAGUUUUGCUGACUGCUGUUUCUUAAUUGUUACCACCAUUUUGAUUUCUUACAUGUGGCGACAAGGUAAAUACUUUGUAAUGAUUUGGGAUUGGAUCUCGCUGGUAGUUGUGUUUAGUAUGUUUCGCCAUUGUACAUUCUCUAUAGCAUGGGACAGUGGCGCUCACAACAAAACAACGAAGUUAAAUUUUUAAGUGAUCUUUUUACUUUUCUCAAUAUACUUUUCUACGUUUUUGGAAUAUCAAACUGGUCUCUUUGUGCUUUUAUUAUUUCACAUCAAGUGGACUGCAACUUCAAUGAACAUUACACUGAUGUGAGAAUUGUAUCUUUCAGUGGCAGAAGCGUUGUCUCAUCUUCUUCCCAGUGCUACAAGCAGUGACUCGAUUUCAAAGGGCGUAUGUGCCCAAGGUAAAGGGGGAGAGCAACAGACUGCUGGAGUCAAUAGCAGAGGUAAUACCUUUGUUUUGCUUACCUCUGAAUGUGGAAAGAACCUGGUAUUUCUCUUUACCUUCUUCAUGCAAUUUACUAUUUACAGUCCUCACUUGACAGUAUUUUAAUUUUUUCACUCAACAUAAAUACCUCCUUUAAACAGUCAAAUAAUACGUUUGACAAAGGUAUUGUUACAUUGGUAGCCCUUGUUGUUUUUAUAAAGAACCACAUAUUCAGAACAUCGUGCAAUUUACUCCUGAAUCACAAGUCUAUAGACCUCUAGUUGAUGACUAGCACAAGCUAGCCCUCUUGGGUUUUUCUACAUCCUAUCCAUGUCUGCCCUAGGACCAUUCCUGACACAAGUCUACGAAGAUAAAGUGGGGGAAAGAAUGGGAAUCUCACCCUCCUGCUGAUUGUGCAGGCUGGGUUUAAGUGUCAUGGGAAGUAGAGAAAUACCACAUUGAUGAAACACACUUUUUGGUUUGUUUUAUGUCUUGUUUGACCUCCGGAUGAGUCAUGGAUGUGGAGCAUCUGAUUUGACAUCAGGAAUAUUGUUUCUGCUCAUAUCACCAUGCCUAACAGAAUACUUUGUUGGAACAUAAAAUAUUGAAGGGAGGGGCAUUUUAAUAAGGGAUGGGUGGGGGGGGGGGGUUGAGGGGCAGGGUUGUAUAGAUGAGACAUACUGGUGUUUGCAGGUUUGCUCUUUACUUUUCUACAGAUAUCUUGGGAAGCAAACACUGUUUAAGCCCCUCUGCCAGAUUCCUUAAGUAUCGUAGCGUCUUCCCAUUUUGAUUGUGCUUUGUCUCUUGUAGAUGCGCCCGCAGCUUGUAGUGAUGAGUGCUUUUUUGCGGUCGGUUUGGUUUCGGUUCGUUUAAAAAUAAAGAACAUUAAAUGCAUUGUGGGUUGAAUGCUGUAACACCAGAAUAAAACAAUUAAAGUCACAUGAUACUGCUUAUCACUUAUUAAAUUUAUUUACAUGACUUUAGUUUAAUAAAAUAUUUAAGUUGUGUAUAUCAUUUGUUUUAUUUGAUGGCUUUAUUUAAUUCCAAGUCAUCUCAAAUCUCUAGAGCUCUGACAAUUACUAUUUUAGUAGUUCUUCAAAGUAAAUAACGCAUACUUUUAUGACUGCUGAAUACCAACUAUCAAUGACUUUGAUCAUGUAUUUUCAGGUAGAGAUAUCUCGUGAAGCAACUGCUCUCUCUCGCGCUUGAUCGCACAUUCUCUCUCUCUGCCCCCACACUAACCUAACAUAGCGAAAAACACAGGCGGGACAAGUAGGCAGGCAAUGGAUUAUGGUCAUAAAUUAAUUACCACAAAUUCCGUGCCAAACAAUGUAUUUUGGCCUGUUGUAAACUGCAACUCCCUAUUAUAUCGCACAGUUUAGGCUUGAUAUGAUUUAUCUUUAGAGAAACGUUGCAAUGUGCACAUUGAGCUGACAGUAAAAAAAACAAAAUGGAAUUCAAAAUUUUACAAUCGGUCAAUUAGUUGUUUAGUAACUGAAAUGAUGGUUAAUCACUCGGCACAAAGCAUGAAUGUAAUAGCAAGUAAUACUUUGUACCAUUGAGACCAUGGUAAUGUUACAUAUUCAUGGCGAAGCCAGUAAUUUAUCGUUGAAGAUGAACAUGCACUUCAAACUACAAUCGAUGAAAAGAAAUACUAAUCUCUUCCAUAAUCCACUGGAUUUGUUUUGUCUUCCUCGGGGAAGGUUAUUUCUGUGGCUCUUUUCACAUGUUCAUACUAUACAAUGUAUGGAGAGAAUUUCCCUCCUUGACUUCAGGGUUGUAACCAAUGUGCAAAUUGAUGAUUUUAAAGUGUUUAAGACUGGUCUCUAAUGCAAAAGAGCAUUAUUGGCAAAAGAGCUGAACUGAUUAUUGGAAAAUAUAAUUGGCCUGCCUAUGUAAACACAGCCUAAGACUGAAACAUUGUAGAAACCUUUAAAGGCUUUAAGUGGUCGAAAAUGUAUGUUGCUGAUUGUAUCUGCAGCCAGUGCUGCACACUUGCUAUUGAUGAUUUGCCUAUCUAGAACUGACAUAGUGCACUUCAUUCCCACUAAAAGCAGUGUACAUUACCACUCAAAACACGUUUGUGCUCCGCAGUAAGCUAACCUUGAACAGUGCCGAAUUGCAAAUCUCAAGUGGAUUGGUGUGACGCAUCAGUAUUUAAGCCUUUGUUUUGUCUGAACUCCAUUCAUUGGAACUGUAAACUUGACAUCGGCUUUGUUUUACUUUUCAAUGUUAGCCAUACCUCGACCCCGUCUUUCUCCUAUCUAGCACUUUGCUCUCGCAUUGAUGUUGUCUCCUCAUGCCCGCUAAGUGUAAUCAAGACUUAACACACCUCUUGAAAGAGUUGUGACGACUGUUCAUAUGCCUCAGUUGUUUUUGCUAAUGAAUUACCCAACCACUUUUCUUCAAAUGCCUACUCUGACACGUGUUCUUCUAAUUUAUAGAGCUUUUAUUUUUGCUGUAACUUUACAAGACCUCCAUACCUCAUUUUGAAUAUCAGAAGAGUAAACACAGCAAAUGGGUUAUUUGAAACACCAUUACCUCAUUAUUACAAUACUAUCACAAAUAUUAAUUUGUCUGCAUGACAGUAGAAGUGUUUCAUUGGCGUUAACUAGCACAACCCUAAGGAUUCCUACAAAAACAGUUCACUAUUAAGCCAUGUUCUCUUCCUUUGUCACAUGGGCAUACAGGUAACUGCCACAAUAAUGGAAACACUUGAGUAUGAGGGAUACAAAGUAUGUUGAAAGCAGGUAAUUCACAACACAUCAUGCUUAGGGUCAUGUAUAAAAAUGCUGGGCAGGCCAUUAUUUUGGUUACCAUGGUUGUGCCCCCAUAGGAUGACAAUUCCCCAUCCACAGGGCAUGAGUGGUCACUGAAUGUUUUGAAGAGCAUGAAAAUGUAGACCAUAUGCCAUGGCUGUCUGUCACCAGAUCAACCCAAUUGGACAUUUAUUUCUCAUGGGAGAAUGGUGUCUCAUCCCCCUGAUAGAGUUCCAGACACUUGUAGAAUCUAUGCCAAGGUGCAUUGAAGCUGUUCUGGGUCGUGGUGGCCCAACACCCUAUUAAAGACGUUUUCUUUAUUUUGGCGGUUAACUGUUUGUAAGGUUGCAAACAUUGAUGUAACUAAAUAACAUUUGUGUGGGUCCCCUGGCAACGAUGGCUCACUGCAGAAAUGUAGGACAUUUAAUAUCACAUGUCACAGAGGCAACUAUUAUCCUUAUGCACGUAACAGAGGGAUAUAGUUAUAACAUACGAAGAGCAUGCACACAGAUUUGUCGUCAUUAAAAGUGCAUUCAAUCGAGCUUUGCAUUAUUGUAAAGAAAUCUUGUGUGUCUGCUUCUAGACAUUUUAUUUAGGCUAUUUCCUGAAAAGUGGUUGAAUGGUCCCCUUUUAGAAGUAAUAUAAACUGAGUAAAGCCUCAUCCUCAUUUGAACCAAAUGUGAAGGAGGUGCAAAAUUGUGAUGCAACAUUUUUGAAAGAUGGAAUUAAAUGGAGUAGACAUCGUUUUUUUUUAGAAUUCAUGAUUUGUGUUUUUCUUAAGUAUUAUAAUUAUGUUUAAUCCAGGGAACAUGUGCAGAUUUCAAAUUGAUAUCCAAAUUAAACAAUUAUUUCAAAUAAGGAUUUUAUUUUAUGUUCCGUUUUGACAUUGUAAAAUUGUUUUAGUUUUUUCACUCUUAUAUUCUGAUGUGAUCGAUUGUAGGACAUACAGAUGUAAGAUUAAUAUGAGCCAGUUUGCAGAAACAGGAAAUUAGAAUGUGGAUUAUAAAGAAAUAAAUUUUUGUAGGGGUUGAUUUUAUUUUUCGUAAGGGAAAAUCAAGUAAAAUUUUAAAGUUUAAAUUAAACUUCAGAAGCCUUUUUACAUGUUUGAAAUGUCCUGUAUUGCAAUAAAGUUCUGCAACAGGGUGCUCAAAUGAAGAUUCUACAUCUGUAUUCCCUUUAAUUCAGCAUGCUGAAACUAGAUUUUGCCAAAUUGUUGAGUAGUUUGGUUUCUGUAUUUCUUAAAAACAAGAGAGCACUUAUGAAAUGCUAUUCAUGCCAAGUCAACUCUGCCAAGAUAAUAUAAUUAUGUAGGCAAUGGGACGUUGUGUUAUCCAGUGGGGCAAAAAAGUAGUCAGCCAGCCACCAAUUGUGCAAAAUUCAACUCGUCAUGUUUGGAGGACAAAGAAUGCUGAGUUGCAACCAAAGAACACCAUACCUACUGUGAAGCAUGGGGGUGGAAACAUGGGACCAGGACGACUGAUCCGUGUAAAGGAAAGAAUGAAUAGGGCCAUGUAUCGUGAGAUUGAGUGAAAACCUCCUUCCAUCAGCAAGGGCAUUGAAGAUGAAACGUGGCUGGGUCUUUCAGCAUGACAAUGAUCCCUAACACACUGCCCGGGCAACGAAGGAGUGGCUUCGGAAGAAGCAUUUCAAGGUCUUAGUGGCCUAGUCAGUCUCCAGAUCUCAACCCCAUAAAUCUUUGGUCCGUGUUGCCCAGCAAUAGCCCCAAAACAUCACUGCUCUAGAGAUCUGCAUGGAGGAAUGGGCCAAAAUACCAGCAACAGUGUGUGAACCUUGAAGACUUACAGAAAACGUUUGACCUCUCAUUGCCAAAGGGUAUAUAAAAGUAUUGAGAAACUUGUUAUUGACCAAAUACUUAUUUUCCACCAUAAUUUGCAAAUAAAUUCAUACAAUGUGA
This is a messenger RNA of Oncorhynchus masou masou (cherry salmon), 6902 nucleotides long. RefSeq lists its product as uncharacterized. Gene Ontology annotation, biological process: regulation of DNA-templated transcription. NCBI's taxonomy places the organism in Eukaryota, Metazoa, Chordata, Actinopteri, Salmoniformes, Salmonidae. The transcript is spliced from 4 exons. Gene Ontology annotation, molecular function: RNA polymerase II cis-regulatory region sequence-specific DNA binding; DNA-binding transcription factor activity, RNA polymerase II-specific. The coding region runs from base 137 to 1609 and encodes 490 amino acids. The record is from RefSeq and is a predicted model, not a curated record.